This is a messenger RNA of Octodon degus (degu), 282 nucleotides long. Its product is annotated as secretoglobin family 2A member 2-like. Gene Ontology annotation, biological process: androgen receptor signaling pathway. The record is from RefSeq and is a predicted model, not a curated record. NCBI's taxonomy places the organism in Eukaryota, Metazoa, Chordata, Mammalia, Rodentia, Octodontidae. The transcript is spliced from 3 exons. Bases 1 to 282 code for a protein of 93 amino acids.
AUGAAGCUGGUGUUGUUCCUUGUGCUGGCUUCCAUCCCAUUUUGCUGCUAUGCAGGUUCUGGCUGCAAGCUUCUUGAUGAUGUAAUUGAUAACACCAUUGAUUUUGAUUUGACUGUGCCACAAUACAUGGAGACUCUUCAAAAUUUCAUAGGGGACGAGAUGACAAAGAAGGCUGUGGAGAAAUUCAAACAAUGCUUUCUCGACCAGUCAAAGGAAACAUUAGCCAAUGUUAAAGUGAUGAUGGAGGCAAUAUAUAACAGCAAACUCUGUGAAGCUUACUAA